AUGAACCGCUGUAUUCUCCUGCUCCUUGGAGCUCUUCUCCUGGUACAAGGACUUCACAUUCAUAAGAAACAACAGAAGUUGAGAACCGUCUCACUGAAGAAGCAGCCGACUCUUCGCGAGACUCUCCUACAAGCCGGGACCUUUGAGACGUUUGCCAAACAUCGUCAUGGAUAUCAAAAGAAGUUCCUUAAGGCUCAUGGAAAUCACCACUUUGACAAGUAUGCUAGUGUGAAGCCACUUGGAGAAAUUGAUGAGCUAUUGAGAAAUUAUAUGGAUGCCCAAUAUUUCGGAACAAUCUCUAUCGGAACUCCAGGACAAAACUUCACCGUGAUCUUUGACACCGGAUCAUCCAACUUGUGGGUUCCAUCCAAGAAAUGCCCGUUCUACGAUAUUGCAUGCAUGCUCCAUCACCGUUACGACUCCAAGUCAUCAUCAACCUACAAAGAGGAUGGAAGAAAGAUGGCUAUUCAAUAUGGAACCGGAUCCAUGAAAGGAUUCAUUUCCAAGGAUAGUGUCUGUGUGGCUGGAGUCUGUGCUGAGGAACAGCCAUUCGCUGAGGCUACUAGCGAACCAGGAAUCACUUUUGUCGCUGCCAAGUUUGACGGAAUCCUUGGAAUGGCUUAUCCAGAAAUUGCAGUUCUUGGAGUCCAACCAGUCUUCAACACUCUCUUCGAACAAAAGAAGGUCCCAUCCAACGUCUUCUCCUUCUGGCUCAACCGUAACCCAGAUUCUGAUCUUGGAGGAGAAAUCACUUUCGGAGGAAUUGACCCAAGAAGAUAUGUCGAGCCAAUCACCUACACUCCCGUCACCAGAAAGGGUUACUGGCAAUUCAAGAUGGACAAAGUUGUUGGAUCCGGAGUGCUCGGAUGCUCCAACGGUUGUCAAGCUAUCGCUGACACCGGUACUUCUCUCAUUGCUGGACCAAAAGCUCAAAUCGAGGCUAUUCAAAACUUCAUUGGAGCCGAGCCACUUAUCAAGGGAGAGUACAUGAUCAGUUGCGACAAGAUUCCAACCCUCCCACCAGUUUCAUUUGUUAUCGGAGGACAGGAAUUCAGUCUCAAGGGAGAGGACUACGUGCUUAAGAUUGCUCAAGGAGGAAAGACCAUCUGCUUGUCUGGAUUCAUGGGAAUCGACCUUCCAGAACGUGUUGGGGAGCUUUGGAUUCUUGGAGAUGUCUUCAUUGGAAGAUACUACACCGUCUUCGAUUUCGACCAGAAUCGUGUUGGAUUUGCUCAAGCUAAAACUGCUGACGGACAUCCAGUUGAUCCAGCUCCACGUCCAUACCGCUCUGUGUUUGAUGAUGAUGAGAGUGACGAGUCUACCGAGCAAGACGACCAAUAA
This is a messenger RNA of Caenorhabditis remanei, 1341 nucleotides long. RefSeq lists its product as uncharacterized. The transcript is spliced from 6 exons. Gene Ontology annotation, molecular function: aspartic-type endopeptidase activity. Lineage: Eukaryota; Metazoa; Nematoda; Chromadorea; Rhabditida; Rhabditidae. Gene Ontology annotation, biological process: cell death; proteolysis. The coding region runs from base 1 to 1341 and encodes 446 amino acids. The record is from RefSeq and is a predicted model, not a curated record. Gene Ontology annotation, cellular component: lysosome.